This is a messenger RNA of Centrocercus urophasianus (Greater sage-grouse), 3233 nucleotides long. It is a transcript of the gene SGMS1, whose product is annotated as sphingomyelin synthase 1. Gene Ontology annotation, biological process: ceramide biosynthetic process; sphingomyelin biosynthetic process. Lineage: Eukaryota; Metazoa; Chordata; Aves; Galliformes; Phasianidae. The transcript is spliced from 6 exons. Bases 531 to 1772 code for a protein of 413 amino acids. Gene Ontology annotation, molecular function: protein binding; ceramide cholinephosphotransferase activity; sphingomyelin synthase activity. Gene Ontology annotation, cellular component: endoplasmic reticulum membrane; Golgi membrane. The record is from RefSeq and is a predicted model, not a curated record.
UUGCAUACGUGUUCCAGCAAGCUGAAAUUAGCUUCUCUGUUGGCAGAAAGAUUUCUGUUUGGGUAAAGUGGUUCAACUUAAAAGCAGGUUGAGUUUUUUAUAGGGAGAGAAACAAAAGUGUGGUUUCCUCUGGACAUUGCUCUGCGAGUCAUACGUUGUAUGACGCAGUGUUUUUCUCUGGAAGUGCAAUUGCUGGAGCUGAUGAGUGUUUCAUGGACCUCGAGAGUCACCCUUUGUGUUGGAUACAGCUAAAUGCUUAACCAGGCAGUUAUGGAAGUUUGUUUGAAAGAUGGACUGGCAAUUCUACAAGGAAGAAGAAUGCCAACAUGAAUAUGAAGUGAACUGUUUGCUGCGCUCGCCACAGCACCUGGGUGCUCACAUCAAAUGGUCAGAGACAGGGACUUGUCUCCUGCCAAACUGCUUCCUUGGACAAGAUGAAGCCAAGGAGGAGCCUUCUGAUGUGCUGGAGCGGCAGUGACUGCUGCCCACUUUAAAAUCGAUGUAAGACUGUGCUCCGGCUGCCUGGCAGGAUGAAAGAAGUGGUGUCGUGGUCACCUGAGGAGGUGACAAAUUGGCUCAUGGAAAAUGCUGUGCCGGAGUACUGUGAGCCAUUGAAAAGCUUCACCGGGCAGGAUUUGAUCAACCUGACGGAGGAGGAUUUCAAGAAGACGCCUCUCUCCCGAGUGUCGUCCGACAGUGGCCAGCAGCUCUUGCACAUGAUCGAGGCUUUAAAAAUGGCUCAUCACAUAGAGGCUCACAAAAAUGGGCAUGUCAACGGGCACAUCCGUGUCAGUGUUAACAGCACCGCACAUGAAAAUGGCUUGAGUAGUAAAACAAAGUUGAAUGGAGUGCCAAAUGGUUAUAAGAAGGAGAUGAUAAAGAUCCCCAUGCCAGAGCCAGAGCGCUUGCAGUAUCCCAUGGAAUGGGGCAAAACUCUCCUGGCUUUUAUUUAUGCACUUUUUUGUUUCAUCUUUACCACAGUGACUAUCUCAGUUGUUCACGAACGAGUGCCUCCCAAGGAGGUGCAGCCUCCCCUACCAGAUGCAUUUUUUGAUCGUUUUGAUCGGGUGCAAUGGGCCUUUUCUAUUUGUGAAAUUAACGGCAUGAUCCUUGUAGGACUGUGGUUUGUUCAGUGGCUGCUGUUAAAAUACAAGUCUAUAAUUGGCAGAAGGUUUUUUUGUAUAGUUGGCACACUAUAUCUGUAUCGGUGUAUUACAAUGUAUGUAACUACACUCCCAGUACCUGGAAUGCAUUUCAAGUGUUCUCCAAAGCUUUUUGGAGACUGGGAAUCUCACCUGCGAAGGAUAAUGAAGCUGAUAGCUGGCGGAGGAUUGUCCAUCACAGGAUCCCACAACAUGUGCGGCGACUAUCUGUACAGCGGGCACACCGUCAUAUUAACUCUCACAUACUUAUUUAUCAAAGAGUAUUCCCCACGGCGACUCUGGUGGUAUCACUGGCUUUGCUGGAUGCUCAGCAUGGCUGGGAUGUUCUGCAUCCUCCUUGCUCAUGACCACUACACUGUGGACGUGGUGGUGGCUUACUACAUCACUACAAGACUUUUCUGGUGGUAUCACACAAUGGCCAACCAGCAAGUGCUAAAAGAAGCUUCCCAAACCAACCUCCUUGCAAGAGUCUGGUGGUACAAGCCUUUCCAGUACUUUGAAAAGAAUGUCCAAGGAAUUGUACCUCGCUCCUACCACUGGCCCUUCCCCUGGCCAGUGCUGCACCGGGGCAGGCAGGUGAAAUACAGCCGGCUGGUGAAUGACACAUAGCAGCGUGUUGGUGGACAGAGGGGGAAAGGGCCCGUCCCAAGUGCUAAGAACUCCAUGCAAGAAGAUGCCAUAAAAAAACAACAAAGCAACCCCAACCCCUCCCUAACCCUUUCUUUUAACAGCUCCCUUGACUUAACCUAUUCAGUUACCUGGUAAGCACUGUGAUCUUUUUUUUCUCUCCAAAGGAUCUGCGUUGGACAACAAUAAAGAGAAUUUAACUUAUCAUGCACUGUUAUACAUUUCUUGUUAAUAGAUUUGGGAUUUCCAUUACCCAUCACCGUGUUCCUUUGUAUAUGAUGCGACAGCAUAAAUGAAAGCUUUUAUACCAUAAGUUCUGGUCUUUCCAGUCACGUCUGGGAAUAAUGCGUAUUAUUUUCUUGGGAAAACAUACUUUUCAUAUCUCUUGCCCCAAAGAUUGGGCUGUAAGCCAUUUUCUAGCUAAUGACUCUAUGAAGGUUUCUGAUACCUGCCUCGGGUAAAUCGAGAAAUCUUUCUACCUGUUGCACCGCGAUACAAGCGAGAUGAUAGACACAGGAAGGUUUGCUAAUCUUGGUUUUGUAGAAUCUGCAGUGACUGUGUCAAAAAGUGCAAAAAAAAAAAAAAAAAAAAAAAAAAAAAAAAAAAAAGUUGUAAAGUGAUUUUAUAAGUAUUUCCUAACUUUAUUUUUCAAAAUGUGUAUGAAAAUUAAAUUUGAAAAGAUUUUUACAUGUCGAAGAAUAGAGAGUUAAAAUUUAAAGAAAAUGCUUCUUGGGAGAGAGAGAUUUGUCUAUGUAUCUAGUGCCUUUCCUGUCUUGAUUGUAUGGUCAGUAGGCAGUCUUAAAUGUCUUUAUUUAAAAUAAAGUAUUCCAUGAAAGCAGAAAUAUAUAUACUGUAUAAUUACUAAUUUUUGCAUUUAUAGCUAAAUUAAACUGGAAAUUUGCUUAUAAUGUUGAAAUUGCCAUGGGUAGGGAUAAACCAAAAAAGAAGGGUCAGAUCUUGUUCACACAUUGUGAGCAGAUCGUACUAAAAGAAAUCACUUUAUUGUCUACUUGGUAGCUGUGUUUUAAUAUGAAAACAGCCAUGAAUUCCUGUUUUUUAAGAAUUUUACAAAUGAUCACUGAGUGAACUACAAAUGGUUUCUCCAUCCCAUAUUGAGCUGUUGUUGGAAAAACAACAAAGAUAAUCUAUUUCUUUAAAAUAUUUGUGCAGAAACUGCAUGUAACUAUAAGUUUCACUCCUACCAUACAUACUGUAUGUCUGGGGAAGUAUUCUAUCCUAAACUUGCCAAUGUGCAGAACAAAAUAGUUUUUUUUAAAGAAUGAAGAAGAGAAAAAAAAUAUAUGAAUAUAUAUAUAUAUAUACAUUCUGUAUUUUACGUGAAGCAGAGUUAUCUUCUGUAGGGUUUUUGUGUAUUCACAAGGUGAUAUUUGUAUUGUAAAACAACAAUGGUGAAGGAAAAUAAAAAGGCUUUUGAAAAAUGUA